AAAAAGUGGGGAAGAAAAAAAAUAAAAUAAAUAUAACGGAUGGCUCGUACUAAGCAAACUGCCCGUAAAUCGACUGGAGGCAAAGCGCCUCGCAAGCAACUGGCUACUAAGGCAGCGCGCAAAAGUGCACCAGCAACUGGUGGAGUAAAGAAGCCUCAUCGCUAUCGCCCUGGCACUGUUGCUCUGCGUGAAAUCCGUCGUUACCAGAAAAGCACUGAGUUGCUUGUUCGCAAGCUUCCCUUCCAGCGUUUAGUGCGAGAGAUUGCUCAGGAUUUCAAGACUGAUUUACGCUUUCAGAGCUCAGCAGUAAUGGCACUGCAGGAGGCUAGUGAAGCUUAUCUGGUUGGUCUAUUCGAAGAUACAAACUUGUGUGCCAUCCAUGCUAAGCGUGUUACAAUCAUGCCUAAGGACAUCCAGCUGGCAAGACGUAUUCGUGGAGAGCGUGCAUAAAUUCAGUAGAAGAAUUUAUUUCCAAAAAAAAAAUCGGUCCUUUUCA
Drosophila busckii is the source of this 496-nucleotide messenger RNA. RefSeq names its product histone H3. Lineage: Eukaryota; Metazoa; Arthropoda; Insecta; Diptera; Drosophilidae. The record is from RefSeq and is a predicted model, not a curated record. Gene Ontology annotation, cellular component: nucleosome. Gene Ontology annotation, molecular function: protein heterodimerization activity; structural constituent of chromatin; DNA binding. The transcript has a single exon. Bases 40 to 450 code for a protein of 136 amino acids.